This is a messenger RNA of Pseudomassariella vexata, 537 nucleotides long. RefSeq lists its product as uncharacterized. NCBI's taxonomy places the organism in Eukaryota, Fungi, Ascomycota, Sordariomycetes, Amphisphaeriales, Pseudomassariaceae. The record is from RefSeq and is a predicted model, not a curated record. The transcript is spliced from 2 exons. Bases 1 to 537 code for a protein of 178 amino acids.
AUGACGAAGCACGAUGAGACAGAUCCAGUAAUGACUGAUCAUCAUGCCCUGGUAUAUGGUACAUGGAAUUUCUUAAUUUUCAGAUAUUUUGCAUCCAAAACACAUAAUGAGUUCACAAUCAGGAUUCCAACAAACGGCAUUGGAAUGUUCAUACGACCCAUCCGCAAGUUGAAUUCGGACAAAGAUCUCAAGCUCUUGAUCUGUGACAUCAGCUGGGCUGUAAAUGAAAAGACAUUCGCCGAUAGUAACCGGAACUUCUUGGAGACCAAGAAAAAAGGAGAAAAAGAAGAAGAUCAAACAUGUUCAACUGCACUUGGGAGGGCAAUCCACUCAUAUCCACUAAAGGCAAGUGUGCCCGCCAAUACACCAUUUUCUAGCAGUAGGUUCCGUACUAGGUUUGAUUCUGCUGGUGCGAGACGUGCCGCACCCGCCGUUUGCACCCAUCAGCUUUUGCCUUCAGUUGCGACAUCAGGUUCCUGCCCAUUUGGCAUCAUCAAGUGCUUACCAUUUGAAAAACGACCAUUACCUACACUGUGA